CGCCCGGCCGCGAGCACGCCAUGCGCGCCCCCUUACAGUGUCAACCGCGCGACCACUCACGCGCACACGUCCGCGCCAGUGAUGUUACCACACUCAAACCUUAUGUGCCGCCCAACCGUUCGUGAACGAGUGCAGUUCUAUCUGUUCCCGAAGCGUUGAUUGUGCCGCGAGGAUACCGCGGAUUUUGCCCGCUUGACGUUGGAUGCGUUAAAAUUUCGGGUGGGUCGAGGAGAAUUAUGCGUGGGGCGUGCGCGUGCGCGGUGGUAUGCGCUUUGGUGGCGGUGUGCGCGGGCGCCGGGCCGGACCAGCAGACGCUCGCCGCCGCCGAGCAGCAGCUGCUGUCGCUGCUGGGGCUGCCGCGCCGGCCCGCGCGCGCCGCCGCCCCGCCGCCCGUGCCGCGCGCGCUGCGCCUGCUCUACGCGCGCGGCGCGCUGCCCGCCGCCGCCGCCAACACCGCGCGCUCCUACCACCACUCGCCCUCCGAGCUGGACGCGCGCUUCCCCGGCGACCACCGCUUCCGCCUCUACUUCAACCUGACCGGCGUGCCCGGCGACGAGCUGGCGCGCGGCGCCGACCUCUCGCUGCAGCGCGCGCCCGGCGCCGCCGGCCGCCAGCGCCUGCUGCUCUACGACAUCGUGCGGCCCGGCCGCCGCGGCCGCUCGCAGCCCGUGCUGCGCCUGCUCGACUCCGUGCCGCUGCUGCCCGCCGCCGGGCUCGUCACCGCCGACGCGCUCGGCGCCGCGCGCCGCUGGCUCGCGGAGCCCGAGCACAACCACGGACUGCUAGUGCGCGUCAUAGAGGAGGACGAUAACAGUGCGGACGCUAAAGUGCCCCAUGUGCGAGUGCGGAGACGAGCGACGGAGAGCGACGAGGAGUGGCACCCGCUGCAGCCGGUGCUGCUGCUGUACACGGAGGACGCGCGCGCGCGCGAGGCGCGGGAGCGCGGCGGGACGCGGCUGCUGCGCGGCAAGCGCGCGGCGCAGCGUCGCGGCCACCGCGCGCACCACCACCGCAAGGAGGCGCGCGAGAUCUGCCAGCGCCGGCCGCUGUACGUGGACUUCGCGGAGGUGGGCUGGAGCGACUGGAUCGUGGCGCCGCACGGCUACGACGCCUACUACUGCCAGGGCGACUGCCCGUUCCCGCUGGCCGACCACCUCAACGGGACCAACCACGCGAUCGUGCAGACGCUGGUCAACUCCGUGAACCCGGCCGCGGUGCCGAAGGCGUGCUGCGUGCCGACGCAGCUGUCGCCGAUAUCGAUGCUUUACAUGGACGAAGUGAACAAUGUGGUGCUCAAAAACUAUCAGGACAUGAUGGUGGUGGGCUGCGGCUGCCGAUGACGAAGGCGCCCUCCCGGUGCGGACCUAGUGAUAAACUCGUGGACCCAGUGUACAUAUAGUGGCGGCCUCGAAAAUUGUACAUAUCUAUUUGUGUAUAUAUUCGUGUAAUUAUUAUUUUAUUAAAACGAAGAUAUAAUAAAUCAUAUAAUUUUUAAUUGAA
Molecule: messenger RNA, 1500 nt
Organism: Ostrinia nubilalis (European corn borer)
Lineage: Eukaryota; Metazoa; Arthropoda; Insecta; Lepidoptera; Crambidae
Gene: dpp
Product: protein decapentaplegic
Exons: 2
Coding region: 237-1340 (367 amino acids)
Cellular component (GO): extracellular region
Molecular function (GO): cytokine activity; growth factor activity
Source: RefSeq, a predicted model, not a curated record